Leguminivora glycinivorella is the source of this 854-nucleotide messenger RNA. RefSeq names its product COMM domain-containing protein 5-like. The transcript has 4 exons. The record is from RefSeq and is a predicted model, not a curated record. Lineage: Eukaryota; Metazoa; Arthropoda; Insecta; Lepidoptera; Tortricidae. The coding region runs from base 62 to 670 and encodes 202 amino acids. Gene Ontology annotation, cellular component: nucleus.
AUGUGGGGUUUCUUUUCGAAAAACUUUUAAUAAAAUCGUUUAGUUUAUGUAAUCGAUUAAAAUGUCGCAACAACUAGAACUAUUAACCGAGGUUCCAUCACAAUGGUCAAGUAUAUCAAAUAUAACACCAGACAUACAGAGGAAGGAAAUAAAACCAUUUGUUGUUUUGGCCCUAAAAGAACUUGAAGGUAAUCCAGACAGCAGAACAUCGAGCCUAAUGAGUGUGGAUAAGUUUGCGGCGGUGCGGGAGGUGGUGAGACACGUGGUCCGGGCCCGUUCUGCCACUAGAGAGCCCUGGGAACUGGGGGAUAUGAAAAUGUUCUUAGAAAAUUUAAGAUUCUCACCAGACUGUGUGGCGGAGCUCUCAACGCUGCUGUGUGCAGAGCAGCUUUACACCAACAUACCCGCUCACUUGCGAGUGAAGCCGGGACUGGCCGGCCUGCAGUGGAAGAUUGACAUGUCUCUAAGCCAAGCCAACAUGGAAGACGCAGACCAAAAGCAAAUACUCCGUCGGGACACCUUCAUCAUACUCAUCCUCAAACUGACAGACGGACAGACAAGAACGUACAGGCUAUCCAUAGCCAAGUUCCAUGAGUUACGGUUCGUGGUCGCGAGCGCGCUGAAAAGCGUGAUUGUGUUAGAGAAACGGAAAUGUAUGAGGAAAGACUGACAUACGUAUUCUUGGGGGUAACCCCAUAGCGUGAACUGUGGCGUUUUCAAAUAAAAGGUACUAGGGAUGACGACUACAUAAAAAAAUGGCAUUCUGCUUAGUCCGUCAGUUAGAUCGUCCAAAAAUACUGAACACAUAUUUUUCGCUUUUUCUAAUUAAUGAAAAAAUACAAAGAUACAGGGCA